AUGUCCGCGCUAGAGUGGUACGCCCACAAGUCCCUGGGCGACGGCAUCUUCUGGAUUCAGGAACGCUUCUACGAGUCUGGCAACCGCGCAAAUAUCUGGCUAGUGCGCGGCUCAGAGCAGGACGUGGUAAUCGACACAGGCCUGGGAUUGCGCAGCCUUCCAGAGUACCUGUACUCCUCUGGCCUCUUGCAGGACAGCAGGGCCAAAGAGGAUGCGGGGUGCCGGCCGCUGCUGGCCGUGGCCACCCACGUGCACUUCGACCACUCCGGCGGCCUUUACCAGUUUGAUAGAGUGGCGGUGCACCAUGCCGAGGCCGAGGCACUGGCUCGCGGGGACAACUUUGAGACUGUGACCUGGCUGUCCGACAGUGAGGUGGUGCGGGCUCCCAGCCCUGGCUGGAGGGCCAGGCAGUUCCGAGUGCAAGCGGUGCAGCCCACCCUCAUCCUGCAGGAUGGGGAUGUAAUCAACCUUGGUGACAGACAGCUCACUGUUAUGCACAUGCCCGGUCACUCCAGGGGCAGUAUUUGCUUACAUGACAAAGACCGAAAGAUUCUCUUCAGUGGAGACGUUGUAUAUGAUGGAUCACUGAUUGAUUGGCUCCCAUACAGCAGGAUAAAUGACUAUGUUGGAACCUGUGAACGUCUAAUAGAACUAGUGGACAGAGGUCUGGUAGAGAAGGUGCUUCCUGGGCACUUUAAUACCUUUGGCGCUGAAAGGCUUUUUCGAUUGGCUUCUAACUAUAUUGCAAAAGCUGGGAUAUGUCACAAAGUUUCUACUUUUGCCAUGCGAUCUCUUGCUAGUAUAGCCCUACGGGUAACAAAUUCUAGGACCUCACCCUAGUACCUAUACUUAUAACCUAUUUAGAUUAAUUCUAUAACUUAAUCCAAUUCAUUUUGUUCCAGUUAAAAUGAUUAAUGGUGAACAUUUCAAAAAGUGCUAUUAUACUACUGUUGUAUAUUAGCAAAAAAAGGUUGAGAGUUAAUGAGCCAAAAAUAUUCUUAGUUCAAUUUUUUUCUUCCAAAUAAUAAACCUCUUCAGUAAGAUUAUAAUUUUGCCAAAGCUGUCAUCUUGUAAUAGUUGCUGUGGAAGUGACAUAAAAGUAUGCGGGGAAGCAAGGGGACAUUUUGUAGCAGGAGAACUGUCCUUGCCUCCCAUUUGUCUUAUUUCCUAAAUAACCUAGGAGAAAAAAGGCAUAAAGAGUAUUAUGUUUAUACUCCGAAUUUGAUAUUUUAUUAUAUUAUUUAAAGGUAAAGGUUUUGGGCUUUAAAAUACAUUAGAACUUCAUACAGACAGACAAGCUAAGAUUUAGAAUGACAGCUAAAACAAUCCAUUGUUAUGAUACAGAAUUUUUGUGCUUCAUUUUAUUUAUUCUUAAUGUAAUUACUACCUAUGUUAUAUGUUGUGUAAUUUUACUUACAAAAGUACAAUGAAUUUUGUUUUAUUGCAAAGCUUUAAAUGUAAAUUGCAGAGUGCUUCAGUAAAAAGCUGUUAUAUAUUGUUGUUAUUAUGUAUGUGUAUUAUUUUCAAUCAUAAAAGUGAAAUUCAAAUGUCUGUAAUCUAACAACAAAUUGUCAGAUUUCUCAAAAGGACACUGUCAGGUAAACCUGAAAAAUAUACACAUUGAGAAUAAUUUUUAUUAUAUCCUAUUUUCAUAUUAACAGCUAUUAUAAGCAGAAUUUUACUUGUACAACAGCAGCUUCAGUAUGUGUCGUAUUUUACAGUACAACUAGAGAUCUACAACAUCCUGAUCUACAUCACUCUUUUACUUAACAUACUUACGGACCACAAAAGGCUUAUCAAAUUAACUGCAUUAGCUAUUGACUUACAGUGAAUUGCCUUUUUAAUCCUGAUUCACAACACCUAUUCCUGUUCAGUAUUCCUUGUCUUGAAUGAAAUGAAGUCUGCAUUUGUAAAAUUAUGGUAAAUAUUUUACCACUAUUUAGUAAAAUAUUUCAGUUUGGUGCUCUUAAUAGUUUGUUUAAGAAACCUUUGGACUAUUUCAUGAAGGUUUUUAAAAAGUUUUUUCACUGCCUUUUUAUUAUUGACAUGUCAAGGCCAAACUGAAAGUUUUGAAAAUCAGAUUUUUAGUUUUAGGAAGGUUUGACAAUUGAUUUCUGAAAAAUUAUGAAGCUUUUUCUACCCUACACCUAUCCCAGGUUCUUUAAUCUUUUAUUCACACAACACACAUGUGCACACACCCACAUGCAUACACACAGUCACAUACAUAUAUACACAGCAUUGUCUAAACACUGUGGAAACUUAAAAAAUCAAAGAGACUAUAUCCUAACUGGAAGUAGAAGACAAAGAAAAUAUGAAUAAUAUUAUAUGCAGGUUGAAGUUGAUACAAAUUACACAUGAGUGUCAGGGACAUAAAUGGGUGGGUGUGAAACUUGGUUAGGGAAAGGUUCCUGUAGGAUGGGUUUUUGAGUCAGAUUUGGAAGGAUGAUUUCUUAGGUGGUCAGGGUAGAAAUAAAAAGAUACAAGAUAAAGAUGGAAGCAUUGCUGUCUAGAGGAGGCUAGUCUCUUUAACAGUUUAAUUUUCAGGAAUGUCACAUCUUCCAAACGCCAAGUAUUUAGCAUAAGAAAGAUGAGUUUGUGACUGUAUAUGUAAGAAUCAUCCUUAAUAACAGGCUGUACCACCACAUGUUACCAAAUGAACCUUUACUUGAAAUCAGUUAAGGAGGCCAUGAUUGUUCAAAUGUAGAAUAUCAUGUGCAUUUCUCUGAUAGUCAUUCAAGGUAGUAGGUCUGUUUCAGUUGAUAGUGCAACAUCAAGAAUAUAAAUUUGGUUCAGGGCAACUAUGAACAAUCAAUGAGCCUUAAAUAUAGCCAUUAUUUUUAUAUUAGCACAAAAGAAAACCAAAAGUCCUUAACCAUUGACCAUUUUAUCAUACCUUUUUUUAAAAUCAGGGUAUAGUAGGCACUAACUUUUACUGAGAAUUAUUUAAACCUGAUGAAGUCUUUAUUUCUUAAAAGUGCAAUUUUUCAAAACAUUUAAAAAUUUUUUUUGUUUUUAGAUUGUAUCAAAACAUGAGGCUGUGAUAUUUUACUGUUGCUUCAAUAUGAAUAAAUUGGAGAAAGUGUCUAGCACUCAUUGGUGCCCAUGCGAUGAAUUUUUAAAGGAGCAUUAUUUAAUUGAAUCCUGGCCCCAACGCCAAAAAGUUAUUGACCAGCCAGCCUUACACAACACAACUUGGGACAAAGCUGGUAAUUGAACACAGGUCUGUCUGCCUCCUAAAUUGUGCUCUUUCUCUUAUACCUGCACAAUAACAUAAAAUUGGCAAAAUGUAUUUUUGAUUUCCAACAUGCCACAUGUGCCAAAAAUAAAUAAAAUGAUGUUAAAGCAUAAUAAUAGCACAUUUUUAAAAAGCUAUAAAAAUAUAUAUCACCCUGACAGUGACCCUUGUUGUAAUUUGUUUUUUGGAAAUGAUAGCAUGUAAGUAUAAUUCAAAAUUGUAAAAAUGUAAGACAUCGAGAAAUAAUUUUUAUUGUUUUUAUUGUUAAUAACUGAACCUUGGAAAUUUAUUAUUUAGUGUUUCCUUUUAACUGAGAGGUCUUAAACACAAACCUUGUAUGUCAGCCUGAUACAGGUAAAUAAAUGAUUAUGUGUAGUUCUCAUAUGGAUAGUAAUAUGGAUUUGACAUGCACAAGUUGUUCUCAUAAUUUUCAGAUAAAUGUAAGUACACAUUUGUGUGACAAAUAUUAAAGUGGACAUUUUAUUUCAAUCUCUAAUUGGUAUUUU
Messenger RNA from Artibeus jamaicensis (Jamaican fruit-eating bat), 3741 nucleotides. It is a transcript of the gene MBLAC2, whose product is annotated as metallo-beta-lactamase domain containing 2. The transcript is spliced from 2 exons. The record is from RefSeq and is a predicted model, not a curated record. Bases 1 to 840 code for a protein of 279 amino acids. Lineage: Eukaryota; Metazoa; Chordata; Mammalia; Chiroptera; Phyllostomidae.